AUGUCAGCGCUCUCAGCGCUCUCAGCGCUCACCUCACUCGACCUGAGCUCCAACCUCUUCAACCAGCAGCUGGACGGAUUUCUCUCCGACGUGUUCUCGCUCUCUCUGCUCCAGCAGCUGUCCCUCUUUGCCAACUACCUCACCGGCUCGCUCCCCGCACUCCCCUCCUCCCUCCGCGCCCUCGACAUCGCCUACAACUUCCUCUCCGGCUCCCUCCCCACCCUCCCCUCCGCCCUCUCCCACUGCGCUGCGGAACACAACUGCCUUAUCCCCGCUGCCGCCGCCCCCUGCGCUCGCUUUGGAUCCACCCAGCGCCCUGCGGCAGUGGUGGGGGUGGCAGCGGCGUCGGCAACAGAGCGGUGUGCUGCGGGGCCAAACGGGCCGGCUCAUGCCGUGCUGGAUAUGCAGUGCUCAGGAAACACACAAACUUCCAUGACAGAUGCCACAGCGAACGCCCUUCUUGCUCUCAAGAGCGCGUUGGGGGUGACCGCCACGGCAUGGGGCAGUGGGGCGUGCACGGUGGAGGGAUACACCUCGGGCUCUGACUGGCCCGGUGUGGCCUGCGACUCCCUCGGGAACGUCCUCUCCAUUGACUUAACAAGCCAGAAGCUCAAGGGGUCCAUGGCCUCGGAUGUCACCACGCUCACAUCGCUCACACGCCUCACCUUCGACAGCAACCUGUUCUGGGCGCCUCUAGCUUCCUUUGUCUCCUACUUCUCCUCUCUCUCCAACCUCGUCGUGCUCGACCUGCAAUACAACUGGUUCUACGGCACGCUUCCUGCCUACCUGCUCAACCUCCCCAGCCUCACCAGUCUAGCCCUUGGAGGCAACUACCUAACAGGCACCGUACCCAAGCCCACUUCAACCACUCUCUCCAAGCUCACACUCACAGGCAACUUCCUCUCGGGCUCGGUCCCCUCGCUGCCCU
Molecule: messenger RNA, 928 nt
Organism: Closterium sp. Yama58-4
Lineage: Eukaryota; Viridiplantae; Streptophyta; Zygnematophyceae; Desmidiales; Closteriaceae
Source: the annotation of a GenBank genome assembly